Messenger RNA from Suillus subalutaceus, 1413 nucleotides. RefSeq lists its product as uncharacterized. NCBI's taxonomy places the organism in Eukaryota, Fungi, Basidiomycota, Agaricomycetes, Boletales, Suillaceae. The coding region runs from base 21 to 1370 and encodes 449 amino acids. The record is from RefSeq and is a predicted model, not a curated record. The transcript has 6 exons. Gene Ontology annotation, molecular function: ubiquitin protein ligase activity. Gene Ontology annotation, biological process: protein ubiquitination.
GCUACAUCCAACUUGCUUGCAUGCAAUCCAUCCCUCCAAAACCUGCUUCAGCUUCACUAACAUCACUGAAUAAUGUGGACACAUCCCCCGGAAUAUUUAGCACCAAAAUGACAUUGCAAAUUGGGCUUCCGAGAUCAGUGAAAGGCAAGAAACGAGCGAGAGAUUCGUCCCCGAGUUCUUCUUCACUCUCCUCGGCGCAUUCGGAAGCUCCUGUCAUCGCCCCUCCAGUGAAAAAACCUAAGAGAGCAGAAACAAGGCAAUGCCCGGCAUGUGCAGAAUUGAUUCCUGUGCGUCUGCUUGCUACUCAUGCGGCUCUUGAAAUGCAAAGGGUGGAAGACAUCAUUCGGCAUAUCGGUGAAGCGGAGGUCUUGGCAGAAGUUGAUGACUUAGGAGAAGGCCCGAGCAACCGCGCCCGGCGUUCUGCAUUAAAAGCUCGCAAACACCUUACCACCUCUAUCCCAUCCUCCACAUCUCCUUCUGCCGUUGACAAGACUAUUCAAAUCAUUACGCGUCGACGAAAAGCACGACAUCUACGCCUCAAAGAGCUUGCUAAGGAGCAUGAAACAGUGUCCUGGGUUAUGGAAGUUGAGGGAGGGACGUCAUGUCCUGUGUGUGCACAAGUAGUCAGAGGCGAUCGGGAUGUCGUCGAGGCACAUGUGGAUGCAUGUCUAACACAUGAAAGCACUAGGUUGGAACAAGAGCGGUUACGGGAUGAGGAAGAGGAUAUCCAUAUUGGUGGUGUUGGCGGUAGCAUUAGGACAAGGGUCAUUACAAGUGCAAGUCUACGAGGCACUGGUAUCCAUAUUCGAACAUCUAAUUCACUGGACAUCGAGGAUGAAGUGGACAUAGAUGGCGAGGAUGAGGCAGUAUUCGGAGAGGCACAGUUUGGCGAAGCUGAUGUCCUGGCUUUGCCCUCAAGUGAUCGGGAUUUGCACCCUGAGAAUGAAGAUAAUGACGUCGACAUAGAUGGUCAUAUAGGAACCGCCCAAGAACGUCAGACGCUCAGACAUCUGAUAGUUGAGGGCAAGGUCUUAAUGAAAACAGAUAGUAUAGAGGGCAAAGUUAUCCAACCGAUCGAGAUAGAACAGCUCGAUCUCGACAUUAUCACUGCGCGCUCGCGAAAUGACCCUAGCGCACUUAUUCUGGCUCUGGAAAACAAGCUGAAGGCUCUGGAAUCUAAUGCUGGCUCAACAUCUUCACUUAACCUGUGCCGUAUCUGUCUUUCACAGUAUACCGACCCAACGGUGUCAACGGGAUGCUGGCACACAUGUUGUCGUGAAUGUUGGCUUCGCUGUCUGGGGGCAACUAAGCUUUGCCCCAUGUGCCAACGAAUUACCAGCGCCGCAGAGCUAAGAAGGGUGUAUAUGUGACGUUGCAGACUUAAUCUUGCUUUCGAUACCUUAAAUAUAGCAU